Messenger RNA from Monomorium pharaonis (pharaoh ant), 2508 nucleotides. RefSeq names its product mitochondrial Rho GTPase (gene Miro). Gene Ontology annotation, biological process: regulation of mitochondrion organization; small GTPase-mediated signal transduction; mitochondrion organization. NCBI's taxonomy places the organism in Eukaryota, Metazoa, Arthropoda, Insecta, Hymenoptera, Formicidae. Gene Ontology annotation, molecular function: calcium ion binding; GTP binding; GTPase activity. The coding region runs from base 535 to 2454 and encodes 639 amino acids. The transcript has 13 exons. The record is from RefSeq and is a predicted model, not a curated record. Gene Ontology annotation, cellular component: mitochondrial outer membrane.
GCGACCAUAUUGCAUUUUAGUUCGGUUUAGCGCACGCUCACACGCACGUACGGGACCAUUCAUUGCGGUGGCAUAGGGUAACCUUGAAAAGGCCACCCUCGGAGCGCUACUACUUUAGUUCGCCGAAUCCGCCGGGGUUUACUUGGCCUCCAGCGGCGACGAUCGGAGCUGAUCUCGACGAAACGUCGAGGCAGAGUACGAGACGAUUUUCUUUACGCGGUAUACGCGAUACACGCGUCGCAAAGUUCCAAGGAGAGAGAAAACGAGAAAAAGAGCGAGAAAGAGGAAGAGUGCGGUGCAUCGUUGACCGUCAUCCCCGUCGUCAUUAAAUAAAAUGUCAUCGUGAAAGUCGCGAAGUCCAGGCGAGAUUGGUACCGCGCGUUGUCGGUGCGUUGCAGGUUAUAUUCCGCGGUAAACAGCGAGGCACCUCCGGGAGGUGCGGAGCGAGAAUGCUGUCCGCGAGGGAGUCCGCUUGAACGCGUCCGUCGCGGAGCGAACGGCAGUCGGCGGUAGUAUCCGGGCGGCAGCAGCAGCAUGGUGCAGCGCCCGGUCGCGCCCCGGCGCAACGUCCGGAUACUGCUGAUCGGUGAGCGCGGCGUUGGCAAGACCUCCUUGAUAUUGUCUCUAGUGAGCGAGGAGUACGCGGAGGAGGUGCCGAGCAAGGCCGAGGAGAUCACGAUACCGGCGGACGUCACGCCGGAGCAAGUGCCGACGCACAUAGUCGAUUACUCAGUGGAACAAACGGAGGAUCAACUGGCGGAGGAGAUCCAGAAGGCGCACGUGAUAUGCGUCGUUUACUCCGUGGACGACGAGGACACUCUGGACCGAGCUGCCAGCUACUGGUUACCGUUAAUCAGAAGAUGCUCGUCUGACAAUCGCUGCCCAGUUGUGCUUGUAGGCAACAAGAUCGAUCUCGUGGAUUAUUCCACCAUAGAGGCCGUAUAUCCCAUUAUGAAAGAGUUCACGGAGAUUGAAAGCUGCAUAGAGUGUUCAGCGAAAACACUUCAGAAUGUUUCGGAAACGUUUUAUUAUGCACAAAAGGCAGUACUGCAUCCAACUACCCCUUUGUACAAUUAUGAUACACAGGAACUCACAGAGGAGUGCAAAACUGCUUUGCAGCGGAUUUUUAAAAUAUGCGAUGUAGAUAACGACGGACUUUUGAAUGACAUGGAGCUGAACGCGUUUCAGCAGUGGUGCUUCAACACACCGUUACAACCGCAAGUACUGGAGGAUGUGAAAGCUGUGCUAUCGAAAAACAUUUGCGAUGGCAUAUGUAACGGAUGUGUUACAAUGAAAGGUUUUAUGUACUUACAAUGUUUAUUCAUACAACGCGGGAGGAACGAAACGACUUGGGCUGUGUUGAGGAAAUUCGGAUACGACAACGAACUACAAAUGUCAAAAGAAUAUAUUCAUCCUUCAUUGAAGAUUCCACCUGGCUGCAGCACAGAAUUGUCGCACAAGGGACAAGAGUUUUUAACGUUACUCUUCAUGCAGCACGAUCGCGAUCGCGACGGCGCUCUCUCGCCCUUGGAAAUGGAGUCGUUGUUCUCGCGAUGUCUUUUUCCGCCAUGGGGCGACGAGUACAAGUACACCGUAUCAACGAACGAAAAGGGAUGGCUCACAUUCCAAGGAUACAUGUGUCAGUGGGCACUGUUGGCGCUGACGAACGUGCGCAAAACCUUGGAAUAUAUGGCGUACCUGGGAUACAACAUGUAUCACAACGAAUGUCAGACGAGCGCGAUUGUCGUGACUCGCGAGAAAAAGGUAGAUCUGGCGAAGAAGCAGUCCAGCAGGAAUGUCUACACUUGUCACGUCAUAGGACCAAAAAGUAGUGGGAAGACCACGUUGUGUAGAACCCUUAUCGAUCCUAAGCUGGAGAGGCUGAAUGAUAAGAUGGUACCGUCGAACGCCCAUGUCACCGUGAAUACGCUGCAUGUGUACGGGCAGGAGAAAACUCUGGUAUUGAAAGACAUAAACGUGUUGAACGUUCAGGACGCCUUAACGCCGGCGGAGAUCCAGUGCGACGUUGCCGCUCUCGUUUACGACGCUAGUAAUCCAAAGUCAUUCGAGUAUAUAGCGCGUAUUUAUAUCAAAUACUUCGCCGAUAGUAAGAUUCCCGUUCUGAUAGUGGCGAAUAAAAGUGACCUUUCCGAGGUGAAGCAGAGCUAUCUGUUGCAACCGGCCGCCUUCUGCAGCAAGUACAAACUGAUGCCCCCGCAACCGUACAGUAUCUCACGGACGAUUCGCCGUGAGAUCUUCGUCAAGUUAGCUACGAUGGCAGCCUUUCCCCGCUUUCAAGGAGCGUGGGUAUUAUUUUACCGAGACAGGCACAUAAAUCAAUUCGGCCUAAUGCAAGGGGACUCUUUGGUCUGGUGGAAAGCAGGACUGGGAAUCGCGAUCGCCACGAUCGCCGGCUACGUGAUGAUGCGUGUGUUAAAUACAGAAAAAAGAUAGUCUUCUUCGAUAUUCGUGCUAGUUGUGCGUGUUUAACUGCCUCUCCUUGUCGAA